Molecule: messenger RNA, 3605 nt
Organism: Serinus canaria (Common canary)
Lineage: Eukaryota; Metazoa; Chordata; Aves; Passeriformes; Fringillidae
Gene: POLA2
Product: DNA polymerase alpha 2, accessory subunit
Exons: 18
Coding region: 715-2643 (642 amino acids)
Biological process (GO): DNA replication; DNA replication initiation
Cellular component (GO): alpha DNA polymerase:primase complex
Molecular function (GO): DNA binding
Source: RefSeq, a predicted model, not a curated record
CCAGAUUUGGGGUUAUAUUCAUAUAUUCUUGAGAUAUUUUGGUGAUUGUGACUUUAAACCUGGGGGUGGCUCCUGGGAGUGGGGUGCAGGAUGAUGAUGCCAUGACUCGGAGGGGAUGAGGGGCCGGGCAGGGAAGAGACCCCGGACCCGGAGCAGAAUCCCCGGGGCAGGUGCGACCCCCGGGCCCGACCAGGACCCCUCAGGCCCGGUUCCACCCCUCAGACCCGAGCAGGAUCCCCAAUACCCGGUUCCACCCCUCAGACUCGAGCAGCACCCUCCAUACCCGGUUCCACCCCUCAGACCCGAGCAGCACCCUCCAUACCCGGUUCCACCCCUCAGACCCGAGCAGCACCCUCCAUACCCGGUUCCACCCCUCAGACCCGAGCAGCACCCUCCAUACCCGGUUCCCACCCUCAAGCCAGGCCCGGUUCGGUUCCCUCAGAGCCGCCUCAGCCCCGCCCCCUCAGCGCUCUGAGGGCGCGAAUUUUCCCGCCCUUUUUUCCUCCCGCCCCUUUCCCCUCCCACCUCCGAUAGGCGGUGCUUGAAACGCGCCGGUCCCGCCCUCUCACCCGCCCAUCGUUCUCCCAUUGGUCCGUUCUGUCUAAAUUUGAAUAACCACGCCCUUUGUGCCGUCUUUGCCGCGCCUUUUCUCCUUAUACGGCUUGGCCACGCCCUCCCCUCACGGAGCCGCGCCCGCGCGGUUCGAGCGCGGUCAUGGCGGAGCCGGGGAUGGAGCCGGAGCCGGAGCCGGAGCGGGGCCCGGAGGCGGUGACGGCCGAGGCGGUGCUGAGGGAGCUGCGGCUCUUCGAGCUGCGCUGCGAGGGCGAGGAAGUGCCCGACAAGCUGGUGGAGCUGUGCCUGAGCCACGGGCUGGGCCCGGUGGCCUUGGCCAACGAGCUGCUGGCCUUCGUCACCAGCAAAGACCUCGACCUGCAGCUCACCCCCGCGGGCCUGGACACCUUCGAGCACGAGGUGCUGGCCAAGCGCGGCGGCCGCGGCCGGCGCGGGAGGGACGAGCGCCGGGGGCUCCUCCACGACAUCCACUCGCUCCAGGAGCUCCUCAACGAGGAACAGGAGGACGAGCUGCUGGAUGCCUACACCACCCCAUCCAAGGGCUCCCAGAAACGCAGCAGUUCCACCCCCGAGACGCCCCGGCCCAAGCGGGCGCCCUCGUCCCGCAGCUCCUUCGGGCUCUUCUCCCCCGGCAGCUUCUCCCCAAGUGUCACCCCCUCCCAGAAAUACUCCUCCCGGGGGGGCCGGGGUGAGGUGGUGGCCUCCUUUGGCUCCGUGCAGGGCCUGGCCUGGAGCGGCCGCGGCGGCUGCGCCCUCAGAACCUUCGGCUGCCCCGAGCAGAGCCUCAGCAAACCCUACAAGUUCAUGUUCCAGAAGGCGCUGGACGUGCGGGAAGUGCUGGCCGAGCGGGUGGAGGAGCUCGGGGAGGUCCUGCGGAGGCACCACGGCCUGGACGCCUUCAGCUCCGCUGUGCUCCCAGCUCAGGAGCCGGUGACGGUGCUGGGGCAGAUCAGCUGUGACGGGAACGGGAAGCUCAACCCCAAAUCCGUGCUGCUGGUGGGGGACAGGGAGCACUCGGGGGGGGGCCAGGUCCCCCUGGACCUCUCAGAGCUUCCAGAAUAUUCCCUGUUCCCAGGACAGGUGGUGGCACUGGAAGGCACCAACAGCACGGGCAGGAGGAUGGUGGUGACCAAGCUCUACGAGGGGGUCCCUCUGCCCUUUCACACCCCCACGGAGCCCAUGGCAGAGCAGAGGAUGGUGCUGGUGGCCUGUGGCCCCUUCACGCCCUCGGACAGCGUCGCCUUCGAGCCCCUCAGUGACCUCCUGGAGGUGGUGGCCCGUGACCGCCCUGAUGUUUGUGUCCUGUUUGGGCCCUUCCUGGACGCCAAACACGAGCAAGUAGAGCAGAGCUGCCAGCUCCUGAGCCCCUUCUCCGACCUGUUCCGCCUCUGCCUCAGGACCAUCGUCGAGGGCACCAGGAGUGCUGGCUCCCAGCUGGUGCUGGUGCCCUCGCUCCGGGACGUCUGCCACGACUUCGUGUACCCGCAGCCGCCCUUCCCCUCCUGCGACCUGCCCAGGGAGGACAGAGCGCGUGUGCUCCUGGUGCCCGAGCCCUGCACCCUGGACAUCGACGGUGUCAUCUUGGGCCUCACCUCCACCGACCUCCUCUUCCACAUGGGGGCUGAGGAGAUCAGCAGCUCCUCCGGGGUCUCCGAUCGCUUCACGCGGAUCCUGCGGCACGUCCUGACCCAGCGCAGUUUCUACCCCCUGUACCCUCCCUCCGAGGAGCUCAACGUGCACUUUGAGGCGCUGGCGGCGUUCGCGGCGCUGCCGGUGACCCCGGACGUGCUGGUGACCCCGUCCGAGCUGCGCUUCUUCGUCAAGGACGUCCUGGGCUGUGUCUGCAUCAACCCCGGGCGUCUGACCAAGGGCCAGGCCGGGGGCACCUACGGGCGGCUGCUGCUGCGGAGGGAGCGGCGCGGGGACAGGAAUGGGGACAGGAAUGGGGACAGGAAUGGGGACAGGACCGGAGACAACCCUGCAGAGAAUCCCGGGGACAGAAAUGGGGACAUUCCCGGGGACGCCCCCUGGAGCAGCCCCUGCGUGGCCGCCGAGGUCGUGCGGAUCUGAGCUCCCGGCUCUGCCCCUUCCCCGGCCACGGCUGCAGGAACGGGGGCUGGAACUCCUGGGAUUGGGGUUAAACUCCUGGGAUUGGGGUUAAACUCCUGGGAUUGGGUUCAGACUCCUGGGAUUGGGUUCAAACUCCUGGGAUUGGGGUUAAACUCCUGGGAUUGGGGCUGGAACUCCUGGGAUUGGGGCUUAAACUCCUGGGAUUGGGGUUAAACUCCUGGGAUUGGGUUCAAACUCCUGGGAUUGGGUUCAAACUCCUGGGAUUGGGUUCAAACUCCUGGGAUUGGGUUCAGACUCCUGGGAUUGGGGUUAAACUCCUGGGAUUGGGGUUAAACUCCUGGGAUUGGGUUCAAACUCCUGGGAUUGGGUUCAAACUCCUGGGAUUGGGUUCAGACUCCUGGGAUUGGGUUCAAACUCCUGGGAUUGGGUUCAAACUCCUGGGAUUGGGGUUAAACUCCUGGGAUUGGGGUUAAACUCCUGGGAUUGGGGUUAAACUCCUGGGAUUGGGUUCAAACUCCUGGGAUUGGGGCUGAAACUCCUGGGAUUGGGUUCAAACUCCUGGGAUUGGGUUCAAACUCCUGGGAUUGGGUUCAAACUCCUGGGAUUGGGGCUGAAACUCCUGGGAUUGGGGUUCAAACUCCUGGGAUUCUGGUUAAAUCUCCUGGAAUUCUGGUUAAAAGCCCCCAAAUCACUCUGCACGUGGAGAUUUCCCCAGGAGGAUUCAGGAAUUUGGGAAGGGGAAUCCGAGUGUGGGAUUCUCCCUGUCCUGGGGUCACCCCUCGCCUUCGGUGGCCUCGUUAGGGGACUUAGAGUUUAAUUAGUCCAGAACCAAUUAAUUAGGGAUUCCUGGUGCUGCUGCUUGCCAGGAAAAAAACAGCUCCGGGUCUGGCUUUGACCUUUUCCCAAACUUUUUACCCCAAAUUUAUGAUGAUGGUGAAAAUUAAUUAAAGUUUCUGCCUGUC